UCCAAGCACCGAAAAUGAUAUUGGGGACUCCAUUUGUGAUUGCAUUUUUGAUAUAUAAAUGGCAGAGGAGACAUUUAUCAAUGAAUGAUAUUGUUGAAGAAUUUCUACAGAGUCACAAUAACCUCAUGCUAAUAAGGUAUUCUUAUUCCGAAAUUAAGAAGAUUACCAAAAGUUUCAAGGACAAAUUGGGCGAAGGAGGUUAUGGCUAUGUACUUAAAGGAACGUUUCAAAGUGGUCGUCUUGUGGCCGUAAAGAUGUUAGGCAAGUCCAAAGCUAACGUGCAAGAUUUUAUAAGUGAAGUUGCAACUAUUGGAAGGAUUCACCACGUUAAUGUAGUGCAACUCAUUGGUUUUUGCGUUGAAGGAUCAAAACGGACUCUUGUAUAUGAGUUCAUGUCUAAUGGUUCCUUGAAUAAAUACAUAUUUUCUCCAGAAGUAUGCACGCUCCUAAGCUAUAAUCAAAUGUAUGAUAUAGCUCUAGGAGUGGCUCGUGGGAUUGAAUAUUUACAUCAAGGAUGUGACAUGCAAAUUUUACACUUUGAUAUCAAGCCUCCCAACAUUCUUCUUGAUAAGAAUUUUACUCCUAAGGUUUCUGACUUUGGACCAGCAAAAUUGUAUUUAGCAAAUGACAACAUUGUUUCUCUGACUGCUACAAGAGGAACAUUGGGAUACAUGGCUCCUGAGUUGUUCUACAAAAAUAUUGGAGGCGUUUCAUACAAAGCUGAUGUUUAUAGUUUUGGAAUAUUGUUGAUGGACAUGGCCGGUAGAAAAGAGAACUUAAAUGUAUUUGCAAAACACUCAAGCCAAAUAUACUUCCCUACUUGGGUCUACGACCAAAUGCACGACGGAAAUAACUUAGAAAUUGAAGAUGCCACAGAGGAAGAAAAGAAAAUAGGCAAGAAGAUGAUCAUUGUUGCAUUAUGGUGUAUUUAGAUGAAGCCUAGUGAUCGCCCUUCAAUGAAUAAAGUCGUACAAAUGCUUGAAAAAGAAGUUGAAAGCCUACAAAUGCCUUCCAAGCCUUUCCUAUCAUCAUUAGAGAGUAUCGUAAAAGCUGGUGGUGUGAAUUCAAAUGAAUCAAAAGAAUCAAGUCAAUCAUUUCAACUUUAAAUGCAAAUUAAUUUAUAUACGAGUCUUUUCAUGUAUUAUAUCCCUAUUGAAGGAGGAAAUUAGUUUUCUCAUAUAUAUUUGAUAGUAGU
Messenger RNA from Corylus avellana, 1195 nucleotides. NCBI's taxonomy places the organism in Eukaryota, Viridiplantae, Streptophyta, Magnoliopsida, Fagales, Betulaceae. The record is from RefSeq and is a predicted model, not a curated record.